AACAAAAACCCUUCGCAUAGUACGAUUAGUAAAAACGCCGCUCCUGAUCGUCCGUCACAUCAGCUCCGCAAUACCGACAGGAGGCAAACGGGAAAUUAUAACUAAAAGACAGCUGUAAGAGUUUAUUUAUUUGUAAGAAACGAGUGUAUUCCUGUUAUUGGACUACCUGUAUUAUUUAUCUCACCUAUUUUGCCGCCAAGACAAUGCUUCAGUGUCUAUCGGGAAGUUCGUGUGUGCGUGUCUUAGAAGGUUACAGGUCUACGUGGUAUUUCUUGGUCUUGGUGCUGGCGUAUGUGGUUUAUCUGAUAUUCGGGGCUGUAGUGUUUUCCGCGGUGGAACUGCCGUAUGAAGAAGAGCUUCGACGAGAGCUUCGGACCGUGAAGCAGCAGUUUCUAGAGGAUAAUGAAUGUCUGUCCGAUGAAAGACUGGAGGAGUUUCUGGCCAGAGCAUUAGAGGCGAGUAAUUACGGUGUGUCGGUUCUCAAUAAUGCCACGACUAACUGGAACUGGGAUUUCACAUCUGCACUUUUCUUCGCCAGCACUGUGCUUUCCACGACAGGGUAUGGCCACAGCGUUCCUCUGUCGGAUGGUGGUAAGGCCUUCUGCAUCAUUUACUCAGUGGUGGGAAUCCCAUUCACCCUGCUGUUCCUGACUGCGGUGGUCCAGAGGAUCAUGGAGUUCAGUACCCGCAGGCCCGUGGAUUACCUGCAUCGGCGCUGGGGCAUGUCCAAACCUCUGCUGGGCGCCCUGCACGCUUCCCUGCUGGCCAUUAUUACCAUCUCCUGCUUCUUCCUUAUACCUGCCAUCAUCUUCUCAGUACUGGAAGAGGAGUGGAAUUUCCUAGAGUCUUUCUAUUUCUGCUUCAUCUCUCUUAGUACUAUUGGCUUGGGUGACUAUGUACCAGGAGAGGGCUACCACCAGAGGUUCAGAGAACUCUAUAAAUUGGGCAUUACUCUCUAUCUGAUAUUGGGCUUGAUCGCGAUGUUGGUGGUUCUGGAAACCUUCUGUGAACUUCAGCACCUGAAGAAGCUCAGGAAGAUCUUCUACCUAAAGAAACAAAAAACAGAGGACCAGCUUAACAUCGUGGAUCAUGAUCACCUCUCCUUUGCUUCUGUGUCUGACCAGGCAGCCUCAUUUAGAGAGGAUAAGACUGAUCUGUUUCCUGAUGACAUAGUCUCCACCUCACCUAUUGCUACCUCUAAUGGACCAAUGAACCAAUGAGGCAUCCUGAAAUUCCGUUUCUAGAACCUGACAUGUUAAUGUUUCCGAAGCAUCUCCACUAAGAGUAUAAAUGUAUUGUUAGUUUACUCUGCUGUCAAGUUAGCUGAAACCUACCAUAGAUAUGAAUACUUGAAACACCGGCUGAAGGUAAGUUACAGUACUGUGGAAAAGGAUUGUAUGAAUUCGUAGGAUAAUACAUAAUAUCAGAGGACAUCAUUCUUCAUUCAGCUACUGAACUGAAAAACGUGUUGUUACCAGAGUGUGUGUGUGUGUGUGUGUACACAUGUUUAUCUGUCCUGGUGGGGACUUCAACCUGAAUGCACAUUGACUCAUGGGGAUUUGUGUCACCAAGGGGACCUAAAUUGAGGUCCCCAUGGGGAAACAAGCUUAUAAAUCAUACAGAAUGAGUUUUUUUGAAAAUGUAAAAAUGCCGGAAGUUUUCUAUGAUGGGUAGGUUUAGGGGUAGGGUUAGUGUAAGGGGCUAGAAUAUACAAGUUUGUACAGUAUAAAAGCCAUUACAUCUAUGGAGAGUCCCCACAAGGAUAGUAAACCAGUGUGUGUGUGUGUGUGUGUGUGUGUGUGUGUGUGUGUGUGUGUGUGUGUGUGUGUGUGUGUAUGUAACAGAUAAAUCCAUCCGUGAAUUCUGAAAAUAAAUAGUUAACUGGUAAGUGGUCAUAGACUAGCUGUACAUAUUCUAUGUACUCUUCUUGUUAGGUGACUUAAAAGGGAUCCAUGACCUGUAUUAUAGUUUUACAGAUACAAUAAUGUAAAUCAUGUUUUCUGGUUAUACUAAUUUGAAGAAUUGCUUAAGGCUGGAAUAUACUACACAUCUUUGUGUAUUGUACAUAUUUUGCUCCAAUUUGCAGUCUGGACAAGUCAACACUACACUCUUAAAAAUAAAGGUUCUUUAUUGGCAUUGAUGGUUCCAUGAAGAAACUUUAUCAUCCAUGGAAACUUUCCAUUGCACAAAAGUUUCUUUAUAGUAGGAAAAGGUUCUUUAGAUUUUUAAAAUGUUAUUAACACUAAGAAAAAAAUGGUUCUUUCAUGAACUAUCUACUAAAAUUGUUCUUCUAUGGCAUUGCUGUGACCCUUUUAGAACAUUUAUUUUAAAAGUCUGAGCCACUCUACCAAUUUUAGGCAGUCAGUGUAUAACACUGUAUAUUUUUUUUAGCUUCAGACUAUGAUUCCGUCCAGUCAGAAGAUAUCAAACAUGUUAUCAAACUAUUGUUUUCAUUUGUCAGCAACAAGGUGCACAAUUAUGCAUAAUUCUGUUGUGUUCAUAACUUGAAAGUCUGGUAGUGUUUGAUCCUCAAUUGUUUACUGUACAGGUUGUGUAGUGUAUUCCAGCCUGAACCCUAUUCAAAGUAUGCAAGUGUACGAUGCCUAGUGUUUUUUUUCUUCUUUUUUUUUUAGACAUGGGCAGGUCCCUGGUGAAGUUUUUUUUUUUUAACAUUCCAUAACUCAUAAAGGGAAUUUAAAAUAUAUUUUUAGUAGAGGCAUCAGACAAUCAAAAAGCUGUAUAAUUAAUUUCUCUAAUGAAGGGAUUUUUUUUUUUUUUUUUUUGCCUUUAGUCAUGUUGGCUCUUCUGAAGCCGUUCUUUUUGUUGCAGUAGGCACUGUCCACCACCUAAGAGUGCUGUAGUGCAUCGAGUGCCAUUACUGUUGUAUUGUAAGCAAAGAACAGAAGUCACAUCGGUGCAUCAGUAUGCUCUUAUGUGCGACUGGGUAUAUUGCUGAAGGAAAUAAAUCUUAUUUUAUCAUUUAUUUAUGGUUUUCAGUUUUAUAUUUCUAAUUUUAUUGCACAUGCCUAAAAAUGCUGAAAGUUGUGCAUUUGUUGUAUGUUUCAAGACGCACUUUAACAAAACAGAAUAAACUGGUUAUAGAUAA
This is a messenger RNA of Ctenopharyngodon idella (grass carp), 3106 nucleotides long. It is a transcript of the gene kcnk1a, whose product is annotated as potassium channel, subfamily K, member 1a. The transcript has 3 exons. The coding region runs from base 204 to 1220 and encodes 338 amino acids. Gene Ontology annotation, biological process: potassium ion transmembrane transport; stabilization of membrane potential. Gene Ontology annotation, cellular component: membrane. Lineage: Eukaryota; Metazoa; Chordata; Actinopteri; Cypriniformes; Xenocyprididae. Gene Ontology annotation, molecular function: potassium ion leak channel activity. The record is from RefSeq and is a predicted model, not a curated record.